AUGGGUCGUUCUUCUGUGGUUCGUUCAUUUUUUUUGUCGGUACAAGCCAUGGCCUCUUCCUUGCUUGAGCCAUCUUUGGCCGCUAUCGCGCUCGUCAUCUUGCUCGCGUCUGUUUCCCUCUCUCGAAAGAAGCGCCCAGCUGCUCCAGAGCCACAGGGGCUGUCGGUGCUCGGCAAUCUUUUCGACAUCCCGAAGAGAGCGUCAUCCAUAAUUUACCUCGCCUUAGGAAAGCCGUAUAAUACGCUCACCAAGAGAGCUGUCUCACAACUUCAGGGUUACACUCCUGGGAGUCACAUCGACGCUACUUCCCACUCUCCGCGUGUCUUCCGUCUCCCGAAUCUGGAAGAGACAUUCUCCGUCUUCCCCGACCAUGGCUUGAACCCCAACUACACGUCCGCCCGUACCGACUCCAGAGCAUGGAUCAAUCAGUAUACCAAGGUGGUCUGUGGGCCCAAGAUGGUCGCCUUCAUGAACAACUGCGAAUUUGAGCUUUCUAACUCUCACUGCUACCCGUACGCCGGCUACAAAGGACUCAAGGCUACAAUGGAUCUUACAAAUAUCCUCUGGCUCUAUGACGAGUAUACCGAUACCGGAUCCGGCGCGGAAGCUGUCAAGGCGGCAGGUAUUGUUGCUCGCGCUCUGCGAGAGCCAGACUACGAUGAUGGAACUUGGGUCUGCCGCAUGAUGAAAUCCUUCAAACAAAACCACAUUGAUAAAGCGGGCCCUGGUGUCGCUCGCCGCUUCAUCGACAACUUCUGCAACUACGUUGAAGUUGUCGGUAGAGAAGCAGAGCUUCGAGAAAAGAACGAGGUGCUUGACAUCCCCAACUACGUCACUUUCCGUCGUGAGACAAGUGCCGUUCGCACUUGCUUCGACUUGGUGGAAUAUUGCCUCGAUCUUGACCUUCCCCAAUACGUGCACGAUGAUCCUGUCUUCAUCAGUGGCUACAACGCAGGCAUGGAUCUCGUCUUCUGGGCUAACGACCUCGUCUCUUACAACAUGGAGCAAUCUAAGGGACACAGUGGAGCCAACGUCGUGACCGUGAUCAUGAAGUCCAAAGGUGUCGAUCUUCAAACGGCCGUCGAUUUCUUGGGAGGAUACUGCGAGGCACUUACCGCACAGCUGCUCGAGGCGAAGCGCAUUCUUCAGGCUCGUUCCGAUGCUGCUUACUCCAGAGAUGUAGUCCGCCUUAUGGAUGCUUUCGGUGAUUGGGUGAGAGGAAACGUUGCGUGGAGCUUUGAGACAGAGAGGUAUUUCGGAAAGGAAAACAAGAGAGUCAAGGAGACACUGCUUGUUGAACUCAAGGAGCCGUUCGUUGGUGCACUCGCCUUGAAAGAGUAA
This is a messenger RNA of Cyclocybe aegerita, 1341 nucleotides long. Lineage: Eukaryota; Fungi; Basidiomycota; Agaricomycetes; Agaricales; Hemipholiotaceae. The record is from the annotation of a GenBank genome assembly.